ACGGAUAUACUACAAAGUUUGGUUUGUGUUUGUUUGCAUGCCCCGUGUGGUUUCAAUCGCAUAACGCUUUCGUAGAUUUGAUACAGCAGGCAUGCGAUAGUUUUCCAGUUCGACGAAACGUUUUCUUUUAUAUAGGGGAUUUACGAAGAUCACUGACAUAAAAUGGCGAUUAAACGAGGUGAUGGGCCUCCACCAAGGCCGAGAAGGCACCACUAUCUGGAAAAUGUUCAUACCAAGACAUUUACACCAAUGGAGUACCAGGUUGAGCUUUUGGACACAGCCAAGCGACAAAAUUCCAUAGUUUUCUUAUCAACGGGAAAAACAUUCAUGGUGGUUAUGCUGAUAAAGGAGCUUGCAUACCAAGUCAGAAAGAGCUUGGCUGAAGGCGGCAAACGGGUAGUCAUACUUGUGGAAUCAGCAAAAUCUGUGGAAAGUCACGUCAAAAUGAUGGAAGAUUACACAGAUCUCAAGGCCUCUCGUUUCCCUGUUGCACUCGAAGAUUUUGAAGUCACGUUCUCCGAGAACCAUGUCCUCGUGAUGACUUACAACAUUUUUCCGACCCUCUUCGAUGACAGGAAGGUCGUGAAGCUAGUGAAUCUUGUAGUGGUAGAUGAGUGUGACAGCGCGCUGCAAGAUGCCCGCUUUACGGCUUCGUUGAAGUGCCUGCACGAGUUGAUUGAUGACGGAAGCAUGCGUGUCCUAGCCAUCUCUCCUCAGCUGUGGAGAAAGAAGCAGAAACCGGCACUGCUCGAGGCUCAGGUCCAGGAGUUGGAAAAAAGUUUUGCUAGUCGAGCAUGCACAGCGAGCGAGCUGACGGCGAUCAGCAAGUAUGGGAGCCAGCCAAAGGAAGUGGUGAUCGUCUACGAAGGACUUCAUUGGGAAUCUGAGGCAUUCCAGACAUCGCUACGUCUGCUAGACGAAACACUAGGGUUUCUGUGGGAAGCGGAGGCCCGUGUUGCUGAAGGGGAAGCAUUAAGACAAGCCCAGCGUUAUCUGGCUGAGCUCUGUCACACCCUCGUCUCUCUGGGGCCCUGGUGCGGAAGAGAAGUAGCCGAGCAGUUCCUCGGAGAAGUGGCGCGGUCCGUCGACUCUCUCACUUCGGCUCCGAGCUGGUCCAGGGUAGCACUGUUGAUGGUGCACACUGUGUUGCAGCAGGUUUCACGACUGUCUGCAGAAAUGGUUGAAGAGUUCAAUUUUGCACCAAGUGUAGACAGUCAUCAACCAUCUCAACUGCUGCACCUUCUGGACAUUCUGAAGGAAUACAAGCCUCCUCCUCCUCCUGAAGUGCCGCAACCUCCUCCAGAGUGCAAAGGACCCGGGAAACCUCCACCUAACGAAAACGCAACUAACGCAGUAGAUGGCGAUCAUGUCGAAGUCCAGAAACGGGCUAAUGACGGUAUUCCGGCGGUCAACACCGUGGCUCGCCAGACGACGCGCUUCGACGUACCGGACGACCCCAACACCCUCUGCGGGAUGGUAUUUGUGCGACAGAGGAUCACGGCCUACGUCCUUAGCCAGUGGUUGUCCGAACUGGCAACCAGGAAGCCGGACGAGUACGGCUUUCUCACCCCAAAUUUUCUUGUCGGCAAAGGAUCCGUCGGCCAGACGGUGCUUGGGCUUCAGAGGCAGGAAGAAGUGUUGCAGAAGUUUAGGUCCCGGGAAUGCAACCUUCUGGUCGCCACGGCAACCGUCGGGGAAGGCAUCGAGGUUCCAAGAUGCAACCUUGUAGUGAGAUUCGACCCCCCGGAAAGUCUUCAUGCCUACAUGCAUUCCAAGGGGAAGGCUAAGGCAGCCAAUUCACGUUUUUACGUCAUGGUUCCACGGAGAGAGAGCGCCCGAUUCUUGCAAGACCUGCACGACUGUCAUGUCACAGAAGAGAUCUUGCUGAAGCGAAGUCACGAAGAUGACACUACUCUACACGAGGUUGUCGAUCCAGCUUAUGCAGACAGCCUGCUACCUCUGUACAAACCUCUAGAAGCACCAGAGGCCCCGAAAGUUACUAUGUCGACAGCGAUUGCACUAGUCAACAGGUACUGCGCAAAACUUCCAAGUGACACAUUCACCCGGCUUACUCCCACCUGCUGUGUGACCGAGAUUCGGAUAGACAGCUACACAUCGCCGUCCUACUGUUGUUCAUUGCGCCUGCCCAUCAACUCCCCUCUGAAGCACUGCGUUGUGGGUGAAGUGAUGCCAGGCAAACUUCUUGCCAAGCAGGCUGCAGCACUCAGGGCCUGCCAAGAGCUUCACAAAAUUGGUGAACUGGAUGACAACCUGUUACCCCAGGGGAAAGAAGCGAUGCGAAACACGACUGAAAACAGGUUUCCAGACGAGGAAGUGCCCCCAGGAGCGCCGCGGCCAGGUACCACGAAGAGGAGGCAGUACUAUGACAAAAGGGUGUCCGAUGUGCUGAAAGGCGGAUUUCCCAGGACAGACCUCCGCUGUCACCUGUACUCUUUCACCAUGAAGCUGACCUGUCCAAUUCCUGAAGAGCAGAACACACGUGGGCGAAAGAUUCACGAUCCGGCAGACACCUCCCGUGGUUUCGGACUUAUCACCUCAAAACCUGUGCCGCCUGUAUGUGGUUUCCCAGUCUUCACACGCUCGGGUGAGGUGACCGUGAAACUGGAGCAUUUGGUGACCAACCUAGAGCUCACCGAAGACCAACUUUGCGACCUGAUGACGUUCCACCGGUACACGUUCACGGAUGUCCUACGGCUCGAGAAAUAUCCCAUGACGUUCAAUCCCAAGCACGACUCUUGUUCGUUCCUGGUUGUCCCAGUGAACACAGCGGGCUGCAACGAGCCCGGCUGGCAGCCAAUCGACUGGCCGUUUGUCAGACGCAUCUGUCAGGAGCGCAACUUUGCCCCACGGCGCGUCCCUGAGGCGGAACGUGAACUGUUUAAUUUCAGGGAAGAGGACUAUCUAGACACGGUGGUGAUGCCCUGGUACCGAAAUCUAGACAAACCGCAGUUCUUUUACGUGGCUGAGAUCUGCCAAGAUCUAUACCCCUGCAGCGACUUUCCAGACGCGGGUUUCGAGACGUUCGACGCGUAUUACAGGGAGAAAUAUGACAUCCGCGUCAUGAACGAGAAACAGCCGCUCCUGGACGUGGACCACACGUCUGCGCGGCUUAACCUUCUAACCCCGCGCUACGUGAACAGGAAAGGUGUGACAUUGCCCACGUGCAGCGAACAGACGAAACGGGCUAAGCGGGAAAACCUUCAACAGAAGCAGAUCCUGGUCCCUGAGCUGUGUCUCAUUCACCCGUUUCCGGCAUCUCUGUGGCGAAAAGCGGUUUGCUUGCCCUGUGUACUUUACAGGUUAAACUCUCUGCUUCUUGCGGAGCACCUUCGCCUAGUAGUUGCCCGUGACAUCAAAGUUGGAAUGCCGCAACUGCCGCAAGACUUUGAAUGGCCGACACUGGACUUUGGUUGGACACUUGCUGAGGUGCUCCAGAAGGCACAAGAGGCAGCUAAGGCUGAAGAGGAGAGACAGGCGGCAAUUUUGGAACGCACCGGUAUCCAACCGGUGAUGAUGCCGCCCUCAACAGGUGGUGCGACUGGCAUGUGGGGUGCACCUCCGCCAACCUUCAACGCUGACGAUCUCGUCAUUGACACGUUUGAUCCCUCAAAAGUCGAGAUCCCAGACGACGAUCAGCUAGCAGACGCAGAAAUCGAACAGAUAACCAGUGUGUCGGGACCAAACUUUGAUUGGAAACCCCUUCCCAAACUACCUGGCGAGCCCACACCCGUUCCCAGGAUACGUUACGGAUCUCCCAGUAACUUCGAAGCUGAGGGCUGGGAUUCCGAGUGGGACGUGGAGGGAUCGUUCGUCGAGCUCGACAUUCCGGGGCUCGGCUACAUAUCGGGACCCGGGAUGUUCAACAUGCAGGGACUUUCUUUGGACCUCGCGACGCGGCGCGACGAUGACGACGACAUAUGGGACAGCUUUGACGAAGAUGAGGAGGAAGGGUCCGAACUCGGACGGUCGGAGUGGAGCCGCUCCCCCGACCCGGAAGGUGGAGAAGAAGGCGUUGAUGGAGAGCAGUCGGGCGGAAAGCAGAAAGAAGAAGAACAGACAAACUGGCUCUCGCAGUGUAGCACAACCGAGAAGGCCAAAGAGGUUCAAAAAGAAGAGAAGAAAGAAGUCGUGACCCACGUGGAUCCAAAGAUCGAAGAGUGGGUGGCAGAAGUUCGAGAGAAAUGUGUGCGGAACCUCGAAGUGAUGCAGAAGGAAGGUCACGCGGAGACGGAAGUGUGGAGUGCAAAGUAUAAUAGGGUCGCGGAAGCUCUACGUCGCAUCGCGGAGCACAUGGAAGAGAGAACGGACAAACACGCGGAGGAGCCUCCGGCACCUCCGAUCCGUCCCGCAAAGACAGCGGGAGAGAAAAAUGGACUCGCAUUCGGUGAACUCCUUCCUGAUCGUGACAAGGUUCAGGCGAGUGACGCGAGCGCAUUCAGAGUCCAUUUCGAUGAUCAGCCCGACCUCCAGAACCAUGCCGGACCCAGUCCGAGCGUGCUGCUCCAGGCAUUGACAAUGUCCAACGCUAACGACGGGAUCAACCUGGAACGCCUCGAAACCGUAGGUGACUCUUUUCUAAAAUAUGCGGUCACGGCACAUCUUUACUGUGCCCACCCCAGCGUCCACGAAGGAAAACUGUCUCAUCUGCGCAGCAGGCAGAUCAGCAACCUCAACCUGUAUCGCCUGGGACGCAUGCGCGAACUGGGAGGCCUGAUGGUGGCGACGAAAUUUGAGCCCAGCGACAAUUGGUUACCCCCCGGAUACAUCGUUCCACCAGGGCUGGAGCAGGCACUGAUAGACUCUGGGCUUCCCGCUGGACAUUGGAACAUCGGUGCCAUUACGGACCUCACGAACAUGAAUGAGGCUCAGAUACGCCAGACGCUUGCGGAACGCCAGAGCCGUGUCCGGAACCUGGAGGAAGUCUUGGCGGAAGAAGGUGUCAUCGACUCUGAUCCCUACGUGCCCUACAAUCUCCUCACCCAACACAGUAUUCCGGAUAAAAGCAUUGCAGAUUGCGUGGAAGCCCUCAUCGGAGCGUACCUGGUUUCUUGCGGACCGCGCGCUGCGUUGCUGUUCAUGUCUUGGCUCGGAUUGGAAGUCCUUCCGAACGGGCGUGCAAAGGAGGUGGCAGACGAUCUCAGCGUCCCACUCUAUGGUCCCCUGGAACUCCCCCUCGUCGACCCGAAUGGUGUUUCUGCUCUUGAGGAACUACUUUCUGGUUACGAUGCAUUUGAGAGGCGCAUCGCUUACAACUUCCGCGAUAGAGCUUAUCUCCUACAGGCAUUCACACACGCAUCGUAUCACUAUAAUAGGCUGACGGACUGUUAUCAGCGUCUAGAAUUUUUAGGUGAUGCAGUGUUGGACUAUUUGAUCACUAGGCACCUGUACGAGGAUCCCCAGAGACACUCACCUGGAACGCUGACAGACUUGAGGUCGGCGCUUGUGAACAAUACGUUCUUUGCCUCGCUGGCAGUGAAGUACGAUUUCCAUCGCUACUUCAAGAAUGUGUCACCAGGGUUGUUUGCUGUGAUUCAGCGGUUUGUGGAAAUGAAGAGGCACAGUGAUGGUGACUUCCCGUAUCAUGAGAAAUACUAUUUGGAGGAAGAAGAGUGUGAAGAAGCUGAAGAGGUGGAAGUCCCCAAGGCUCUAGGUGACAUAUUCGAAUCUGUCGCCGGCGCCAUCUACCUCGACAGUGGCAUGUCAUUGGACACAGUUUGGCAGGUGUACUAUGCCAUGAUGAAGCCUGAAAUAGAAUACUUCAGCACCCACGUGCCUAAAUCUCCCAUACGAGAGCUGUUGGAGCUUGAGCCGCAGACAGCCAAGUUUGAGCGUGCCGAAAUGACCCUAUCAGGGAAAGUCCGCAUCCGAGUGGAAGUAUUUGGCAAGGGCCGGUUUGUAGGCGUCGGUCGUAACAAGCGCAUAGCCAAGUGUACGGCAGCCAAGAGAGCACUGCGAGCACUAAAACAAAUGCAAAAGGACAAGAUGGCUGCCCUCUAGUGUCGACCAGCAGUCACUCCCAGAAGAGGAUGUCUAUAGGAUUGCACAGACUGCAGUGGAUGCUGCCAAGUCAUCAACCAAGAAGCGUUUGCCUCUACAUGCAUGUUGCACAUUCUACACAUCCUUUAGGGAAAUUGUGAUGACUUGAACUGGUUGCAAAGUUGCUUACAAGAUGAUGACAAUAAGGCAGGUUUUUACAUAAGUUAUUUGGAAGCAGAAACAGAUCCACAUACUCAACAUUAACUUGUGGACAGUAAUCAUGAAUUUAUAAUAAGUAAUGAAAAGCCUUGUGUUUGGAAAGUUUUGUGAAUUUGGAGUACAAAAGAUUAUUUCCAGCAGUUGCUGCUGUAGUGUAAUUGUUAUCCAUAGCAUUUUUAUGGCACAGAUUAUUUAUGACAAUCUUGGCGAUUCUUCCACAAUUAUGUUCUCAGAUGGUACGAUGAUUUUUGCAGCUGAAAUGUGAUUCAUGAUUUUGUUAUGUCUGAUGUUGCCAAAUAUGACAGCUGUGGCAUAGUUUUAAUGUAUUUUACUUUGUUGUUUGUAUAUAUAAAAGUAUAUUGUGUUCUAAUGGAAUAAAUUUUUCUUUUCCAUA
This is a messenger RNA of Ornithodoros turicata, 6610 nucleotides long. RefSeq names its product endoribonuclease Dicer-like (gene Dcr-1). NCBI's taxonomy places the organism in Eukaryota, Metazoa, Arthropoda, Arachnida, Ixodida, Argasidae. The transcript is spliced from 23 exons. Gene Ontology annotation, molecular function: protein binding; ribonuclease III activity; ATP binding. Bases 163 to 6018 code for a protein of 1951 amino acids. The record is from RefSeq and is a predicted model, not a curated record. Gene Ontology annotation, cellular component: cytoplasm; RISC complex; nucleus. Gene Ontology annotation, biological process: siRNA processing; pre-miRNA processing; apoptotic DNA fragmentation.